GAGGCAGGCAGGCAGACACCGACCACAGCAGCAGCUCAGCAGCGCCAGCAGCAGCAGCAGGAGCAGCAUGACCAGAAACCUCCAACGCAAACGGACCUGACCGCGUUUACACAGACAGCGCUGCCAUUGACAGGUUUCCAAGGCUGACACGUCAACUUUCCACAGUCGAGGAAGGCGAAUAAUCGACUCUGAAGGGUUAGUGGUCUCUGACUACACCGUGAGCGCCACAACACUGAGCAGGUCAGUCACCUCACUCCUCGCUGUCAGAGUUGUCGCUGCUAGAUGGAUGACAAACAUCGUUUAACGUGAUUUUAACCCACAAAAUGUUAAAAUGAUCGGUAUUAUCAUCGGUAUGAUCGGGAUUAGCAUUAUCGGUAAUAUUAGAAGUUAAAGUUGCCGGGAGACGUCUUGAAUCAUCAGUCUGUUUAAUUCCCCUCCUCUUGCAUGGAGCUGCAGGGCUAUAAGACACUAAAUCUGAUUGAGGUGAAGAGUUUUUAAAGUUUGACAGGCUCACCAGUGGCGUGCAAAUGGGGGGAGGCGAUGGUGAAGGUGGGUGGGUGGGGGGUGCGGUCACAGGACUGACAACUGGCACACAGUCAGGUGUUGGUCCACACUAUGUCUGCAGAGCAACAGAGUGAGUUUGACAUGCAAACAUCAGGCAGAGAUUUUCACCUUCAAAGUGCUCACAACUCCUCAGGUGAGUAAUAGAAAAGACCUCAGGGUUCAUUAUGCUGACUAAUGUUGAAUGGUUUUGAAUUGUAUGAUUUAUUUCAUGUUUAAAAAAACAAUUUUCCAUGUCAUGUGUGUUUUACAAAUUCUCAAGUGGAGAAUACAAGUGGAAUCUGCAGAUAUUGCACAACAUGCAGACGCUUCUAUGUUGUUGCAUUGACUGGAAAUUCUUGGUUGUGACUCAGCAAUUAUGUGGACACACGCUUGCAAUGUAUGCAGUUGUGUAGAGGCUAAUAGGAGCUGGCUCAGGAUUGUAUUAUGACGAUUGCCUUUUAAUAGUUGUACCUGAAGAGACAGUAUAUCAAAUUUCUAGUACUUUUGAGUUCCUUUCUUGUUGUUUUUUUAUAUCAAACAUGUGAUAACAAGAGGUAAAAUCACAGGAGGUUUGUGAUGAAUCAUUUACCUGUUUCAAGCCAGGUUGUUUGAAGUUCUAUCAAGGCAUUAUUUGUUUCUGAUUGUUUCUUUAUAGAUUUUGUGGAAAAAUCUAGUCAAGUUUAAUCAUACAUUUUUCCUCACAUACAGUUUUACUCAAAUGUUUUCUUCUUUAAGGGUAGCCAUUACUUUCUAUUAAAUUUCCACUGUUGUGUAAAGGUACUGAGACAAUAUGUAUGCUUGAAAUACAUGACAAUUCCAUCUACUUGCACUAUAGUCAAACUUCCAUUAAAGUGAUUGGGUUAAAAUAGGAUUUAGUAAAUUACAUAAUAAGAUAAAUACUCUUGUGAAUUCAUAAUAUGAUUAAAGAUCUGUUUUAAGCACAUUUUAAGUCACAUCGGUUAAAAUCUGAGUCUUGAACAUACCAAACAAUCGUAAUUGUUUUGAGGGAAAUGCAAACUUAAAUUGACUGUUAAGAAAUUAAAAAUAAUAACAUGAUUCUUAAACACGAGGUAAAGGAUGACAUUACAUAUAAGCUGAUGCUACAAGUAUCUCCGCAUGAUAACAUGGGUUCGUAGUUUAUUAGAGGUUAAAAUGUCACCACUGAUGUGACAAAACUAUUUUUAUUUGGGAGAACACAUGAUACAGUGCGGUUGAGAAAUAAACCCCAUUUGAAGAAGUAAAGUAAUAAAAGGUCAUUUUUCUAAUGAACAUGCUCAUCUGGAUACACUUCAUAAUAUAUAAUUUCUAGUAUUUGUUCAUUUUUAGUUCAAAUAUAGAAAAUAUUUGGCACUAAACACGAUGUUUUUGGCCGUUCAUUUGUUUCAAGCAUUUCAGGUAUUCAAGUAUUUUUGCUGUAUAGAUUGUAGAAAGUAUUGUCAUUAAGCCUUUAGUUAAAUAAAGUUUUCUAAUUCUUUGCAUUUUUUAAAGUUUUGUUAAGCAGUUGUACAACAUCUUUAAUUGAUAAUCUCUCUUAAAUUAAAAAAGAAGUAAUAUUGAUGUUAUGUUACUAUAAAGAGUAAUCCAGACUGCUAAUCUCCCCUCAUCAAUCCCUAUCGCCUCUCAGCAGUAAGUAAUUGUGUUUUAUUUAUACAGCUUGUAUUAUUAGCUAUUUAAACUGUUUAACCUUAACAGCCUGUCAUACGUAUUUUAUUUUUUUUUGUCCGUUUUCUGCCUGCAGAAAAGUGAAGCCGGCUUGUACAAAGUGGUUUACUUGCUGGUGUAUGUUUAUAGAGAGCACUGAUUUAAGAAACACUCAGUUUAUGACUCACUCCCAUAUGAUUCAAUUGAAAUUUGGGUGGAUGUUUUGGGGGACACAUUUAGCCCUUGUUAGAGAGAACAGCUGUGGAGAGACAAAAGCUGACAGCAAGGAUGUCACGCAGAAAUGGGCCAAGGUCUGAGGUAGACACUUUAAUCGUUAGAGUUGUGGGAAGAUAAAGCUUCUCUUGUUGUUUUCUGUAAGUUUUUGAUCCUCCGUUGUCUUUGGGUCAAGUAAACAAAAGCCCCUGUUAUUUUUUUCAGUGACCCUGCAGGGCCAUGGUACAUCACCCUAAGAAUGUAUUACCAUAUAGCAAAGCUUCUGUUGUCACUCAGCUGGCAUCAAUAACUGAUCUUCAACACUUCUGAGUCAGACGACUGAAAACUUUGAAAAGCUGUUGAAUUCAAUGGUGAAUGCUUCAGCCCUGCAACUAAGAAAUAUAGUUCAGCCAGAAACAUCUCUACCUUUAACUUCAGUGCUGCAUAAGACUUGAUAUCUAUAUCAGGAAAGUUAAAUCUGUGCAUGAUUGGCCUGACUGAAUGUGUUGAUAUACUGCCAGCCAGUGAUAUUAUUGCUUAUCUAGUCGUAUAAUUCCCUUUAAAGCCUUUUGUAUAUGAACAGUUUGUGUGUGAAUAUGAAUGACUUGGACAGAUUUGAACUUUGCUCUAAGGUCAUAAAUGAAAGGAGUGUCUCAAGAUACCAUACUAUGUUUAUGUUGUCCUCACACAGCCUGUGAGUGAUGUUUAACUUGCUGCGGACGCUAAACAUACACACUGAACUUGUUUGAUUUGGCGUACAGUACUCUUGAAAAACAGAAUUUCCAAAUCUAAGUGACACCACCAUGACAGGAGGUCUCUGAUAUGUGUCGUCUUUUAAAAUACCUAAAGCAACAGUUUCCUGUCUUCUGCGCAGUUGCUUGAUGCAGCUUUAAAAAGUUGCGUUUUAAACCCCUGAAAGAACUAAACAUAAUCACUGCAGGGAAGGAAGGAAGAUGCUCUGGUGCUCAUUUGUGUUUUUUCAGAUAAGCAGAUUAAACAGAGGGACACACUUGUAGAACUCAUACUGUUAACCACUUAACUUACCACUAAAAAUCCUCGUUUUUAGCUUUUUUAACAAUUAAAAACACUUUUAGGGGAACAUCAUCAAACACAACACAUGAGAUUGAAAGGAUUAAGGUUCUCAACUUUAAAUUAAGUGCGAGAUAAACUUUAGUUUCACUAUCUGCUCAUUCUUGGCUGCAAAAUUUGAUAUCAAAAGAAGUUGUUUAUUGUUUUGUAAUCAAUAGUGAGCUGAAAAUAGAGAAGAAGAGCAUUAGUAGCUGGACAAUUUCAGUUGAAUAGACGGAAAAAUCUUUGGAUGAAGUUGAAAAAAACAACCUCUUUUUGCCUUUACAUGUGACCAAAUCUCUGAACAAAAUCACCAAAAAAGUUUUUUUUUGCUGUUAUAUCCACAAGCAGACUCUAGAGCGCAUAAAAUUUUUUUCACAAGUGAAACACCUGUAACUGUAACAUCUGCUUUUAUUUUCUCUAAACAAUAAGAUAAGAUGCUGCGGAGAAAAAUCGCAACACCUGCCAAGUGAGAAAUGAGUCACGCUUAGAGUCGGCCUCAAAGUGAGCUCUCAGUUCUCGCUUCUUAAUGAUUUAUAUCACGGCAUGAAAAACGACGUGUUGAUGCAAGCUGCCAACAUGAUGGCUCUCCAUAUAUCUAUCACAUCAUCGUUGUCUUCAAUGUGUUAUGGUGUCUAAAUGAAUCCAUUAGAAGCAGAACUACAAAGAUCUGUCAUCGUAGACUCAAAAAAUAAUUUGUUUUUUUCAACUGUGCCACAUUGGGAGACUAAAAAAGGUUAAUUUAGCAAAAUUUCUGCAUCGUAUGUCAUUGUAAGGGUCCUCCUGUCAACACACAAUCUUGGUUUUAUGAGGUGUUUUGGUGAUCCAACCACAUGUGGACACUGUUUUAAAUAAAUCAAGUUCAGUGUGAUUAUUAGCAACUUGUUUGAGGGGUUUGUUUCAAAAUAGCUCUGUGAUAAAUAGUUAAAUUAAUCAUUUUUUGAUUGUAAAACAGACUAAAAUUCCUAUUGAUCCUUUUUUAUGAUUCAGAAAAGCAAAAGAGAUCAUGAAGGACAAGCCCGACAGUUUCUGUAGUGCCAUUUAAUGCCUGAAACUGAUGUGAAGGGGUAGGUGUCAGCCGAACAGUUUACAGAAAUAGCCCUGUUUCUACAAUGUCUACUUUACACAUAAAGUAUUCACAAUAAAUGAUACAUAGAACUACAUUUUUUUUCAAAAGACACAAUUUAAACAUGUAGAGGAUAAGGCAAACUGAGACUGAAUUGUCCACAGGGGGGUGCCAAAAUCACGAACCAAAAGUUCGUCACAGGAGCUUUAAGCGCUGUCCACUUGUGAUUCAUUUCAGCCAACACAAACUUGAUAAAGUGCCAGUGUACUUUAACAUAGAUAUUAUUCAAUCGACAGUGGGGAUAUGAAGCAACCUUUGUCAUAAUUUCUUUUUUAGAAAGAUGUGGGAGCAAACAGCAGUUCCUCAGGUUCAAAUCUUUGUCCCAAGUGGGGAUUCGAGAGUGACUCUGACUUUUUGUGCAAGAGGUUCUCUGUGAGUUCAGUUGAUGUGGUUUCGCCGGACGCAUGAGUCAAGUCCUCCCCCUCGAUUUUAAAAUUGGCUAAUAAUUUCAAAAUGCCAGAAGGUCAUGAAAUAAAACGUGAAGAGAAGUCAGUAGCUUUUUACUUUCUUCUUAAGACUUUUCCACCUCUGCUUGUGGCAUCAAAUACAUUUAUUCUUCUUACUGAGGAAAUUGUAGUUGCUCUGGUUCACACUUCAGCAGGAAAUAUUUCUAAAGCAGUGGGAACAAUACUCUCAUUUGACUUCAUAAACACCAUUUAUUGCCAUCUUACAUGACAGCAGUCUGUUAGAAUGCUAAUUAAGCGAGUGCUGUUCCAUGAGAUAGUUGCGCUCUGGCUGAUUUCAGUUUAAUCAUAUUGUUAUGGGAUUAUUAAAAAAAUAUUGGAAACCAACAUGUAGAACUUUGAACUGGCACAGUCUUGCCCAUGUCAGUUAAUUUCUGUUUAUUUAUUUUUAAUUCAGACAACACCACAUUGUUUUUUUCUCUCUCAAAAUAGCCAACAUCUGCUUAAAAAUUUUGACUGUGCUACGUAGUCUGUUGAGCGAGUGUGACUUAUGCCUGAUGUCACUCAUCACUAUGGCACUAAGUAGGUGAAAGAUGGAGAGAUAUAAUGACGGGAGCAAAGUAGUACUGAAGAAAGACGAGUAAACAAACAAUUUAUGCAAAGAAUUGGUACAAUUUUUUAAAGAAAAAAGUGAUGCAAUAAGACACACUAUACUACUGCCAAACAACUGUGAAAUGUACAGCCAUGGAGCACAAUGUCCGAGUGCAUUGAGAAUGUCUUAAAAUAGGCCUGUGAGUGUGGUACUGACCAACAGAUUGGAGAUGUGCCCAUGACAAGAGUCUUCAUCCAUUCAGUAGACUACAGGUUAUUUUCAUCAUGGUUAAUCAUACUUAGGCGUGACCAUUUAAUUUAAAGAUAGUCUGGAAACAUUAUUUUUUAGUUGACUUAGCUUGUUUUAUUGUUUUCUUUCUUUCUUCAUUAUUUCCAAUUCAAUUUAUUUAUCUUAUUGAAACAAGAUUUUGGUCUUUAGGAAGUCAGGCCACGUGCGCCAUGUGCAUUUGUGUACUUUCCUCUUGAAUACACAUUUCUGUGAGUGUAGUCACAGGAUAUAACGAGUACCCAGCUACAAAUGCCUUCACAAAGCAGAUGUUGAUAACACACAAUUACAAAUGCUACACAAUAAGAGAAGAAAUAACUGCCUAUACUACGUCCUGAAGAAGUUUGCUCUCAACACCUUGUCUUAGGGUAACAAACACAAACAUUUACUAUUGGUAAUAGGGGUUAAAUACCUAAUUGUGUUUCAGGCAACAUAGUUUUUACACUAGAUGGAGACUUACUUUUGUGUCUAACAGUCAACAAGUAAUUUCUUGGAACUGGUUUGCAUGGGUUGCUGAAGAGUAAAAACAAGGCAAACUUCCAAACAUACAGUCACAUUACACAGUAGAUAGGCCAGUCAUGAAACAGAUAAUAAAUAAUAAAAAAUGUGCUAACUCCUGGCUCUUGAUCAAUGAUAGACAUGCUGAUGAGAAAAUAUGUUUUUAGGUACUGUGGGCUGAUAUUUGGCCCUUGUGUCCUCAUGAAUAUGUUUGGUAAGGUGACAAAAGAAAACCCUAAAAUGCUAAAACCCUUUCACCACAUGACUUUAUGUCGGGUUUUAGAUAUAGAGAAAGCUGAAUCUUGAUGGACCUUCAUAUCACAUAAACCAAGUUUUAUUCCAAAUCCAAAACUAAAAGCACAACCUCCCAACAAACACUUGCCAUGUUUUUUCUUCCUUACUUUCUCAACAGACGCACUUCAUUAGCAACCACAUCUGCCAAAUGAACAGUGCGCAUGUUUGUGUUCAGUGUUGUGAAAGCUUAUCUGGCAUAUCAAAGAUGGACGACAUGAAAUGUAAGGCAAAAGACCUGAAGCUCCCCCUGCUGGCUGCAUAGUAGAUCAUGAAACAUACUUCCUCCAUGUUAGUAGAUGGGACAUGAGUCAAUCACACGAUAAAAUUAAGAUACUCUUUGUAUAUUUUUUUUCUCAAAGUUGUUUCUUUUCAUCAAUGAGCUAGAUGGGUUUUAGUUAGCAAAAUUAGAGGGGGAUUGGAACAUUGAAGAUAGUAUCCAGUAUCUAGUAUCUUCUUGCCAGCUUAGCAACUGACAUGUAUUAUUUUGCCAAUCCAGUCCAUGACACAGAACCAUGAAACAAUCCGAACCCUAAGUUUUGUGAUCAGUUGCAUCCCCGCUUAUUUUAGCACAUCGAACAAUGCUGGGAAGACAUAAGAAAAAGGCUGUUUUCUAAAGCAGUGUCCUCUGUGUACACCUUUCCCGGCUCACGUAUUGACAGUGGAUUCUGUGAAUGAAACUCACGUCAUGUUAUUCUGUUAUUGUCCAGCCAAACAGCAGCGGAGAGCGGCACACUCCCGUCUUUUCCUCUUCCACUUAGAGAAACAGGGCAUGACCCUUCCCGCAUUGUACCUCUCCCUCUUCCCACCACGGUGCCCUCCUCUCACUCCCCAUCUCCGUCAAAACAUAUUUAUCUGUAAAUCAUCUCGGCUGUGAUUUCCCACACAACUCCCACCUUACAUAAAGUGAUCAUUAACCUGUGUGGCAUCGUAAUACAGCAGUCAUAUUGACUAUUUGUCUCCAGAUCUGUCUUUAUGUGUCAUUCUUUUCUCUUUCUUGUGUCCUGUCUUUAGCACAUCUGACUUCUCAAAGGUGUAUGAGUGUGCGCGCGCAAGACCACAAGACAAAAAUAGAGUUUGACUUUGCUCUCAAAUCAUAAAUGGUAGGAGAGCCCUCGUCUCUGCUUUGUUUACGCUGCCUUCACGUGUUAUGAUACACAUUGUAUGCCCUUCAUAUAAUGCGCUAUGGUGUUAGUGUGUGUAUGUGAGAGUGUGUGUGUGUGUGUGUGUGUGUGUGUGUGUGUGUGUGUGUGUGUGUGUGUGUGUGUGUGUGUGUGUGUGUUUGAGGCCUUGACAGCGCACACCACUCCUUCCCCUUAUCCAGCGAGGAAGCUCUUAAGGCUCAAGAGACUCAUCAACCAUUAACUCCUACUAUUUAAAGGAAUUGGGGGAAAGUUCAUGUCCUUAGAUUAUUGUUGAAAACUGCAGAUUCCCAGAGAGUAUGGAGCACACAGAAGCAUACAGUAUUCAGACCUGCAGUGUGUGGAAACUUGUCUCCUUCUCUCUCUCUGUCCGUGAGCAUGUUGUCUUUCUGUAAAUAGAGACCUGCAGUGCUCUUAUAUGCUUUUGCAUGUGCAAAUAAAUGCAGCACGGUGUAUACGUGUGUGUAUGUGUGUAUACAUAUGCAUACACUGUAUGUGCGUGUUUGUUUUUGUUGGCAUAAAGUCUUCAAUAUGUUUCUAUCUAAUCCCCAGAGUGCUUUUCAGUAGAGUUCACUCAGCAUGCCGUCUUGUAAUACAAGGCCCACCUCACGUCCCAGUCACAUUAUGAUUCUGACAGUGAUGUAGAUCAUAUCCUGAGAGGCAGUGUGUGUGUGUGUGUGUGUGUGUGUGCUGGUGUGUGUGCAUGUGUGUAAGUCUGGCAAGCCAAGCCUUCCCAUCACAAUGGAUUAUUAUAUGAUGUGACGGUGAUCAAAAGCUUGGUUCCAAGAUUGAAGAGCUAGAUUGGACCCUUUUGUUUUAAAACGGCUGCACUUAUGCAAACCAUUGAACGCUUUAACAUUGUGUCUUUAUCGUUGUUGUUGUCCUCAUUUUUGUCUUGGACCGAAUAAUUUAAUGUCUCCUGCUAAUCAGCACCAGAAUUACCAGCUGGUUAAACACUGUAAAUAGUCCAUAAUUUUGUUAGUGUUGUGUGUAAGCAGGGCUGUGAUUGGCUGUUCUACUAUCCUGAUGUAAACAAGCGCAGAUAAUAACAGAUGGCAUCUGGUAACAUGGUAAAAUUAGAGAGUAUUGUAAUCCAGGAAUUGGAGAUGAAGUUGUUUGAAGGGUGUGUCUUGUUAAACUGGUGUAAAACCACUUGGCUGGAGCUUUAACUAAUCAACACAGACAUGUGUACAUUAACCUGGUAGAAGGAUUGAAGGCUGGUGGUGCGAGCUCUGCUAGAUUUAGCCACACUUUAGUCCUCAGUAUUGACUGUUAUCUAAGUGUUUUCUUACUGUUAGGUAGGACUGGGCGAUAAAACAAUUACAAUAUAUAUAAAAAAUUAAUUUCCCUCAAUAUCAAUGUAAAACAAUACGCUUUUCGAUAGUCGGCAUUCUGCCAUGUUUCGAUAGACAAUACGAAUAGCCAAUGAAAAGGGGAGUUGCUCCGGGUCCGCUUCGCACUGAACCAAUCAUGUGCUGAAUUGGAACCAAGUAGCGAACAACUGCAUAGUAGCAGGCUGCAGCUACACACAAUGAUAGCACUUUAACACGUGAAGCGGACAGCACUGUCAGUGAGAAAAAAAGGAAAAUGAAUGUUCCCCCCAGCAGAAAUCCAGAUGAAGGCCCAACAGAUGACGACAUCAUCGACGACACUGGUACGAAAACAUCGGUGAAAACGACAAAAGACAUGCUACCAAUAAGCACUCUUGAAUUUCAUAUUUUUAUAUCAUGAUAUACAUCGAUAUUGACUGAUAUGAAAAAGUAUAUCGUGAUAAACUUUUUCCCAUAUCACCCAGCCCUACUUUUAGGCUUGUCCUUUUUGCAGGAUUUAAAUUUCCGUUCACAAGACAAGAAAAUUGGAUCAUCCCUGGAAUAAUAACCCCCCUACACAUUUUUUUUAGAGGAUCUUGCAAAAGAAACCUCCUGACUCCACUCAGAAAGCGCUGAGCUGACCAAUGUGGUUGAAACAUGAUAAUCAAGAGGUAAAUUACUAUCUCGUGUGCAAGCGGGAGAACUGAUCGAGAGGAAACUGUCUGAAAACGAUAACUACGUGAAGUGUGGCACGCUGAGUCGGAGAGCUACUCGUUGUGCCCUCAUCACUCGGGUUGUCAAAAGUAAAGUUACUCUAAUACUUCAUUAAUAUAUUAUAUGUUUAAAAAAAAACAUGCUUCAUUGAGUUUACAUUAUUAAUCUUAAAAAGUACCAACAUGUUUUUAAAAACACUUCAGGAGGCCAAUUUCGCUGAGAGGUUAAAUUGUGUCUCAUGUACUUAAGAUAGUUAUCAAAGCAGAUGGCCCAGGGUUAGAUUCCAACCUGCGGUCAUUCACCAUAAGUCAAACCACUCUCCUUCUUCUCAUUUUUCUUCUCUAUCUGUCGACCGAUUUCUAAAUAAACAAACUUAAAAAAAGCUCCUUGUUCAGAGAAAAAUAACACCUAACCAGCAAGUGAGAGACAGAAGAAUAAAACUGCGAAUAAGGCAUAUAAAUGUUAUUUCCUGAUUGACUUGUGCGUGUGUUUUGUUGCACAGUAUAAAUAAACACCCUCGAUAGUGCUGGAGUAUGUGUGAUACAGACAAAACACCCACUUCACCCUUUAAUACAGCCUGUCUAGUCUAAACUUGGGUGUGGAAAGAUCUAGACAGGGGUGUAAGCAGAUGAAUGUGUUGUCAGUUUUCUUGUCUUGCGAACACAAAAUAAACAAAAUUCAUGAAUGCAUGCAGUUACCCACAGCUGGUCUUCUAUUAUGUUGAACAUUUUUCAUGUCAUCUUUGCAUAGUUUGCAUCAGCCGCUGUCUCUGUGCACACUCCAGGUACGAAAGCGGGGUCGAAAAAGCUACUGUCAAGCUAAUGUGAGACAACUUGACCCUACCUGUCCGACUGUGACGGCUGUGAGUGAAUGAUUGAUAGAUACAGACAUGCUGAGACUCCCUGUCUCAGUCAGUCCGUCUCCUCUGUCUCAUUUAUUUUUCAUAAUUGCUUUACUCUCCAAGUCAAGUCUUUUUUUGAGGAUCUCUUUUGUUAUGCAAGACACACUUUUAAUUGCGCAUCCCCUGCUUAGUCACGUAAGUUUCGUAAAAAUGUCAAUGACAGCAUAAAUUUUCCAUGGUCAGAAUUAAUCAGGAGAAACAAGGUCUGUGUGGUUUGGGUAGAACACGUGUGUGAGGGUUGCGAUAUUGGUGAUAUAGUUUUAUUUUGAAAGGAUAUUGGGCUUGAUUGAGUAAUGCAGUACAGUUCUACGUUUGCCAGAGAAGCUAACUUAACAAUUAAUUUAUCAGCAACUUUGUCUAACAUACACAAACAUCCGGCUGUAAUAUACGAGAGGUGACUGUGGCAUAUUCUGGUCCUAAAGUAAGGGUAAAGCGUAUUUUAAAGAGUGAAUCAGAGAGCCGAACAAUCUGGUGUUGUGUUAGUAUUGCAUGAGGAGGCUGGAGUGAGUGCGUCACCGCUGUCACACCGACCAUGAGUGACUGAGCGGACGGAGAGAAGUGCAACCAGAGAGGCAUGAUGAUGUCGCCUGUCACUGUGAAGAAACAGGAAAUCAUCUGCAUCUGAUGUCUACCACUUAACACACAAGAAGCACACAGGCACACACUGACACACACACACACUCACACACACACACAGGCACACACUCACACACACACAAACAAAAGCAGGUAAGCACACACUGUUCCAAGAAACACUAUCAAAUUACGCUGGAUUUUAAACACCAGUGUGUACAGUAAAAAUAGACAGAGAGAUACAGAUAUUAAAAAUUUGAGAUUUACAGAUUCACACUUGCAACCACACACACAUACACACACACACAUAUACACACAAAAACGCACACACACACAGACCACAUGAUGGUUACUUGUCUGAACUUUUGCUGAGCCCAGACUCUGUCAGAGAGAGAAAAUGUCUGUGUAGUUCCCUUUCUAUCGGUCAUCACUUCCUGAGGAAAAGCAUGACCGCGCACACAUGCACGCACGCACGCACGCACGCACGCACGCACACACUAGGGCUCCUCUCCUGUCACUGUCACUUGGUUGCACUGACCACUCUGAGUUGAAGCGGGAUGAGUAGGGUGAGUGUCCCGUGUUUUGUGUGUAUGUGAGUUAGUGUGUUUUUAUUCAACUCUUUUCUUGUAUAAUGAAGAUAUGCAAUGUUAUAUUUUUAUAUAUACAGAACUAUAUACAUAUCUGUAUUUAUAUAUGCUGUUACAUCUCAUAAAAGGCAAAAAAUAAAUGACUUUAUAUUCAUAUUGAUGAUGAUGUAGACUGUAGAAUUGGUAUAUUGUACUUAUAAUCCAUGCUUGUUGCUCUAGUUCAGACAGUUUCGCCCUAUAAGCAGUAAAAGUUGACUUGGAAUGUGAACUGCGAAGUGGACUCGCUUUCGUGUUGGAUCUUUUGCACAAGUAGCCAUAGAAACCUGCAAGGUCAUGUAUGAUGAGUUUCCUCGUGAUUUCGCCAGAGCAACACAGCAGCCAUUUUUUGUGGGUUCAUGCUAUUGCUGUUUUAAUAUAGCACUGCUGUUCAUGUUUAACUUAAUAGUCUACAAACAUACUUUUCUUAAAAUCUCUUGUAUUCAGUUGACUUGAGUCUGAUGAACUAGAAAGACAGGGUAAGGGAAGUCAUAAGCGACAUAUAUUCCGUUAAAAACAGCAUAUUAAUUCCCACACUAACUACCAGCUAACGGUAGCGGUCAACAUUCCUAUUACCAACCUUGUUGUUCGAUAGCGUCACAUUAUGGUGCAAAAGGCUAACAUACCUAUUUAGCGGAUGUUAAGCUAAUGCUAAUGUUACUAGGAUUCGUUUGAAUGCUAGCGUAGCAGUUCUGGCAAAGCUAUUACUACCCAAAAGGUUAUCAAACAUUUCGUUGAGUUGUCUGUAUGGCAGAUUAAUUAAGAAAUGGUGAAAAUAUACAAACUGGUCCUUUUUUUCUGAUGUUUAUUUGAUAUGCUGACCUGAAAGAUGGCUACUUUGUGAGCAGUGAUUUUUAUGUAUUUUAACAAAUUUAUGCCAAUUUUUGUGCUGGCAGUGUCUUUAUUCGAUGAAAGAAUUAAGGCAAACAAAUAAAAAUACCACUCCACCACUUUGUCACUGCUCCAUCACCAAUAUAAAUCAAGAAUGGGUGAAGUUACUGAUUACAAUUUUGCCAUUAUCAAACUGGAAACCAACCACACUCGUUAUUUUCACAGAAUUUUAAAGUCUCAAGCUGAUAUUAUGCUGCAACUUGCUUUCUACAUUUCUUAAGUAAAGUUCCUUUACAUUCAAGCAAAUUUGAUUUUUUAAACAGUCGUAACAACAACUGAGGAAAUCAAUCUACUGUGUGCUUCCAAACUAUUUUUUAUAACCUCACAUGGUAAACGCUGGUGCAGUGUGCUCUAAAAUUGAGGUUGUGGUUGCUGUCAGCUCCUAAAAUUAAAGGACACACUCCUAAUAGCAAUAAAGUAAUUGAGAAAUUUGGUGGUUUAGUCUUUUAAAAUACGAUAAGGGAGAGCAAAUAGUCACCUUUAUGCAAAAAAAGAACAGUUUCUUCAAUUCAUCUCUGUCUUUCAGGAAUCUUUCCUCCCCCUUAAACUGACCUGAAGUUGACCUGAUCCUUUGUUAAAAACUCACGCUAUCUGCUCUUGAUGUUGAAACACAAAAAUUAGUAAGAAAAAAAUCACAUAGAAAUCAGAGAGUGGUUUCCUGGGCGCUCUUUUACUCAGAGCUGUGCCAAGCAGACUUAAGACUGUGGUUUGAAAACCUCCAACUCUGACAAGUUUGAAAGUUUCAUGAGUGAAUUCAGUACCAGCAGAACAAGUGGGUUUCCAGACGCAAGGAGACUCUCGGUUCUGCAAAUAAGUGGAGUCCAGACCUCUGGCUGACACUUUGUGUAGGUUUUCCACCACUCUCCUGUUUGAUCAUAAAGGUGCAGAAAGGGGAAGGCCCUCUCAGGUAGUUCAAACUGUGGUGGCUUCAAAACCACCAAAGUGAAGAAAAAAAAGCUUAUUUCCUGAAGAGAGGCAGAGAGGCAGGAUGGCUGCUUUUGUUGAUUUUGCAGCUUUUUACACUCUGCUUUUCUUUCUUUUUUCUAUGGUUUACCGACUGAAUUAGUGAAAUAGAUGCUCAAAAUUAGAGCACAGAUUUACCACAAAACAUCAUAUUUCUACUCAUUCUGCCUUAUAGUGAGGCAGAAAUCAAGCGCACUUUAUCUUCUCAAAGUAUUUCUGAGGCCUGCAGUCAGACGUGCAGGCGGGCAUAUCUUUUUUUUAGUCACUGAACCACAAGUCUUUUUUUUUUUUUUUCUUUACAUGAAGAGGUCAGGAAGUCACAGAGCUCUCUGUUUGCACUGACUCUCAGUCUCUGACACAUACGGGCUUUAAUUUACACAGGACAACUGUCAUACUGUAAACGGCUUACUUUGCAAAAAGAGGGGAAAUGUUGUGUUAGAUCAUCAGGAUGUUAUUAAGACGACAGCAGGGGGACUUGUCAAGUGUGGGGCUGAGAUGAAUGAAGCAUAGAGCACAACUCUGCAAAUGGGAAUAAGGCAUUGUGUUGCAUUAGUUUGAUUUUUCUAACCAGGUAAUCAAUCCAAACAUGUCUCCUGUGUCUUUUUUUAACAGCGGUGGUGCGAUUCUCACCCUCGGAAAGACAGCAUAGUAGUUAUUCAAACAGAAAAGAUAAGAGUGUGAAUGCCUCUGAAUGCAGUAGGGCAGGUUCUGCCUUUUUGUCUCUAACGCUACUAAAUAUACCCGACCGGCUUCUGUUUUCACUUCUGUCAUUUUCUUCAGCUACUCCUCAGCUUGUGCACUUUCUUUUGGCUGGCUGUUAAAUGACACGCAGUGUAGGAGUGUGGGAGGCUUCUACGCCCUGUUAAAAAAUGAUGAAGAUGAUGAAACUGGAUGUUUUCCAUCUUAUUCAUUAGGAACAUUUAGUACCUUAUUAGUCUUCUUUUGUAUCUCAAUUUAGAUUUUGUUGGUGAUUUUGCACAAAAGCAGUCAUAAAGAACUUAUUCUUUAAUAUCUAUAAACCAGAUUCAGGGGCAUAUGAGGUCUUCAGCCAUUUUUAGGCAAUAAUCUGAUCCCUGGCUCUUUUUAUCAUUGCAUCCAGCCAAAUCAUUUUAGCUGUGAAGAAAUACGAAAGAUGACUAUUUCAUGAGUUUUGUAACUUUGUCCCUGAAGAAAAGAUUUCACAUCUCCUUGUUUGACCUUUUAGCCUGACCUCUUGUAGUCUGCGUUUGGAGACGAGAGCAUCAUCCAUCUUUCAACAUUGAGCAUUUUAGUAUUACAGGGGCGUCUUUGUACCUUUGACUUCUGUUCAUCUCUGUUUUCUCUUAAGUAAUGUAUUUGUCUGUUCAAAAAUCCCUGCAAGAUACUACUUGAAAAGGUUUUACUGUAUGUCUUGGCUCAAACACUCACACACAAACACAUACACAGUGUCAAUCCGCCUUGCCGGUAUUGAAGCUUGCCAGACCUGCCUGCCAGUUUGCCGUUGGCCUUUUGUUAUUAUGUCAUGAUUGAGGCAAUAGCUGAUAAAAAAACAUACUCCUACAUGCUGCACUCUCACACGGGAGACAUGUUCUGACAUGUGGGAACCUGAGAAGCGGCUGAGGACACCAGCAGAUCUGUCAUGCAUGUGCACAGACACACACAUACACCUCUGCAAACACAACACACACACACAGCGAAAGCCUUUUUUCAUCAUCUAUCACCUUUUAUAUGGCCUGACAGGGUGUGUGCACACACAGCGCUCACAAGUUAAAUUCUGCAGAAUUAGUUCUACAGUAUUUCCAUGAAAAUUCACAGGAGAGAGUCUGCAGAGGAAAUUAGGUUUUACUUUCAAUCAUCACUAUGGUGUAACCGCCUGGCUUCCUUUUGUCUCUCUUAGUUGCAUUAAAGAGGAUUAAAGAUUGUUUUUUAAAGCCACAAAUGUGCAGUUUGAUCUCUUACAACUAUCUCGGGACUUGCUCUCUCUCGCCUUUUCCACAUUAUCUCUUACUCUUUGCGCUCCCACAACGUUUCUGCCUCCUUAUGACGACUCGACGCCAAGCUGGACACAAGUCUUUUCAACGCUGCUUCUAUUUUAAGUUUGGGUCAGAUGGCAUCCAGCCAACAAAAAGGAAAAAUAAACAGGUUUCUUUGGUUAUUAAUAGUCAGCAUUUUCCCCUCGCAGCAGCUUCCAAGGCAGUGGAGGCGAUGUAGACACACACACAUGCUUCUCUUUCCCCCUCCUGUUCUGAAACAAUGUCACCUCCUUGGUGAAUUUUAAGUAGUUCCUCUGCUAAUUUUCGCUGCCGCAGUCCAAGCAUGUAAAAAGGAAACAAUUACUAUUUGAGGGAGGAGGAUGUUUGCUCCAGGGGGAUGUUUUGCAAGGUAAUGUGAAGCCAUUUUUAUACCUGGUGCUGCUGUACCAUCGGAAUAUUGCUAUUUUAGUUUUGUCCUGUUGCAUAAUUCCUCGCAUUCUUUGUUACUUUCUCUUCCGUAUCAGGCACUCGUUGAUUAGGAGAGGUUUAUUUUUGGUACUGAAUACAAAAGGUUGUUUGGCACACCAGGUGUUUCAGAGGACUGUAUCGAUUAUUUAUAAACUGGUGCUACUCUGCCUCUUCCUCUCCGGAGUUUCUAUGAUUUUAAUCUGGGCCUGGAUUCAAGUUUAUUGUCGCCAGCUUCAGAGAAGAGGAACAAAGCAUGAGGAAACUCUAUUGAUUUGGUGUUAGUGAUAAAUAAGCCUUUUACCUUAUAAUCGAUUUUCUGUACUCUAAUUUUGCACAAAACGAGUUAUUUUUAAAGCACCUGUAAGGAGUUUUUUAUUCUUUUUUUUUACAUUUACAAAAGAGACUGAACUUGAUAUUGCAGCUUUUUUAUGAUAUUUAAAUACAAACAAGAUCAUCAGAAAUAUAACUGAUGAUUUUUAGAUUAUAUAGGAUUUUUAAUGACGGAAACCCGUGCAGGCGGGCAGGUUUCAGCCAAGCAGCUUUUCUACAUUUUUCACAUAAAAUAUUUACAAGAAAUUAUAUAUUUAACUUUAAAAAGCCAGAAUUAUAAGGUGUUAUUUUUGACAGGAGAUGUUGCUUCGGCAUAGAGGACAAGAUAAGCAAAGACUGUUUUGCCCACAAGGGGCACCAAAGUUGGCUCAAACUGAAAAUCUUCACUGGAGCUUUAAGGACACUUAUGUUAUUGAAGUCCGUAGGGCUGUAAAGUUCUAGUUGACUUAUUGUUCGAUACUUGCUGAGCCGACCAAAAUUCUGAUUGGUGGACUCGAUUAUUUUCUGUGUCAAUUUACAGCCUAUGGUUAGUUUUAUCAGGAGGAACAUACCAAGUGCUAAUGGGGGUGUUUUCAGAGCACCCCUGUUUCACAGGUAACAGUCUGUCUCAGAACAACCCCCUUUGUUUUCACCAUUUUUGAUUUGCCUAACCCACUGGAGACCAGCUGGAGACAGUAAGAUUGAAGAGCGUCCAUGUUAACAAACACCCCGUGGUUUGCUAAAUAUAAUAUUUGUGUUUGAUUGCCUUCUUGUGCUGAUAUCAGUAUAUUUUUACUCAGCCGAGACGCGUCAUCCCCUGCCGCAGAGGGGUUUGCCAUCAGAGUUGGAAAUUCCCCCCCCAAUUGGUCAAUUUUUGGUUGAAAAUUUCAGAGUUUUAGUCAACCAAGAAUUUGUUGGGUUGAUUACAGCCCUAGUAGUCUGCUUUCUUGUGUUUCUUUUGAGUAAUGAGUGUGCGAGUUGAUUUGUAGGAAUAAGCUUAGGUCAUUUGGUCAAAUAGUUGAUAAACGUUGAUGGAACAAAGUUUACUACAUAAUUGUACAACCUUAUGAAGCACCAGAGAUGAUUUUAGUUACAAGUUGAAAGUUCGAAGCAGUUUGUUUUGAAGCGAUGGAAAGCCUUAAUUAUCUGUCAUUAAAUAGAAGUUUUACAAGUGCACGCACAAAGCAAGAAAAACCAACACAACAAGCAAUAAAACUAAUCAUUUAUUCCAACUCACGCCAUCUUCAUUCCUCACCGCUUCUGUCAUCUGAACUGAAGAUGAACUAUUAUUUGACUCCAGCCUUGUUUGUAGCUGCCGACUAUCUCGCCAACUUUGUGAAGAUUUUUUUUCAGGCGGUGUAAAAACAGGAUUAUACAUCCUUUUUUUUUCAUUUAACCCGACCAACUGAUUGCCUCACUGCAUCUUUGGCUUUUCAUGACUUUUCUGCUGACAGUUGUGACCAAAUAACCAAUAAUAAUCAUAUGCCUCGUAUCUGUGGCACAAACUCAUACAUUAGCGUCACACACAGGACAGAUUCAUUUCCUCUUACAGAAUCGCUGGAGUAAGUCUCACGUGUAAAGUACCUCCCUGAGAUGAAAAGUCUUGGUCUGUGUCACAAUAAAGUCCAGAAAACUUCUGGAUUAGACGGAUAUACUUUCUAUUGUACAAACCAACAAGACAUAAAUUAUUAUAAAGUUUGGAACAGAUGCAGGCAAAUGACAGUUUAUUUUAACAUCAGGAUCUUUUCUGUCUGGCUCUUUCAAACUAGUCAGAAAAGCUGUUGGACAUCUGUACAGCUUUUUCUUUUCUUUUUUUUAACAUAUUUUGUAUUUGUCUUCCUUGCUAAGUGUUUUAUUUCAGGUUUAUAUAUAUUUAUGUCACCAAAUAAGACAGAGGUUUAAGGAUAUAUUUUGUGAGAGAGAGUAGGGAGUGACCACAGGUUUGAACCCAACACAGGCUGCUCACUUGAGGGUCACUACCUGUAUUUGUUUGCGAGUUUAAACCACGAGGCUUUUAACAGCAUCUGUUUACAGUUUUUGUACUAUACUAUUACACUUUACAGUCUCUGCGUAAACUUACUUGGAACUGAUUCCAGUUUUUAUUCUCGUGCUGAUUCGAAAAUCCUCUUUACAAAUGAUUUCCAAAAAGUCUUGUGUUAUUUAACCUUGAUUAUUUAACUCAUUCAGUAUGCGGUUUGCUCGUGUGUGAACAAGAGUAACCUUUUAGACUUUGACCAUAUCGGCUCACUUCUCUUUUCAAAUGUCUGGCAAACCUGAGUUAGAUAUCAGAAUCACUGAAGAGCCUUUUUUUGAAUUGUUGGACUGGAAACUUGGCGAGAACUUGUGGGGUAGAAAUCUGUUUCCAGGACUGUUUGAAUUUGCUCUUCACCUUUUUCAAACUAAAAAAUGGUUAAAGAUGCCAUUCUACUUUGAUACAUCUUUGAUGACUGUAAAAAAUCAAUAUUAAUUGGAUAUAUGUAUGAGUUAGCUACCUUGCCUUGAAGCAGCUGCUGUGAUUUGGCUUGGCUCUGAUUGGUUGCGCAUUUAAGAGUUGGUUUGCAACCAGGAAGUGACCCUUGAUAGUCUAAACUCAGUAGCAAUAGUCACCACACAUUCACUACGUCCCUUGUGACUCGGUUACGUGGAAAUUUUGAUUCCGACUUGACUCUGGGGAAAACAUUUCAAAUUGGACACCAAACGUACACGUGUUUGAACUACAGCUGAGACAUGUGGCUCUUUGUGACAUUGUACACUGUACAAAAGUCAACACCAAGCGACAACCUCCGGUCUUGAGAAAUGAUGCCAACGCAGAAGUGCUAAAAACUGCAGUUCCUUGAGUGUUUGUUUGAGGCUGACUGAAAAAGAACUGCCAACCUCUUACACAGUCCUUCAGAAGAGAUUGGAGGAUAUAAGGGUUGCAAGUUUUGCAGCAUUGACUAACAGGCAGAGUGCAGUUCAUCGUUGAGCACUUCCAUGCCACUUCUUAGUGGUUCAACUUAAAGUUAGGUUGACUCAGGAAUGUGGCAAAAGCUGUGGAUAGACUUCAAAAUGAGCAUUGUAUCAUACUGUCUAUGAUAAUCACACACCAGGGGAGCAAUGUUACUCGCAGACUUGCCCUUCGUUGGACUCACUUUUAGCACUUUUGUUAUGAAUGUCCUCUCCCCCAACAAGACGUAAAAGCAAAUAAAUUAAAAUGCUUCAAAUCAACUCUCAAAAAUCAUAGAAAAACUUGACUAGCAGACUGAGGUGAACAUGUUUCAGUUGUUAAAUAAUGGCAAACCCUCGUCAGUUAGCGUUAAACAGGGGGAGGAGGUGUGAAUGUGGUGUGAGUGGGUGAAUUUGGCACGAAAUGUGAAAGAGCUUUGAGUGGUCGGAAAACUAAAAAAAUAAGUGCCAUGUAGACACAGCCCGUUUUUUUUAUACUGUGGCACCUACUUGGCUGAUGAAACUUUUUUGUGGAGUGAAGUCAGAAAGUCAGCAGUGCUUUGGUAAAAGUUGCUCAAAUCACCUUGACAUGGAUGUCGUAGGUGUGCAGACAGAGCGUCUCAGAGGCUGGUGUCAUGGUUGAACAAGUGACCGAGUCAACUGGUGACUUUCAGCUGAUGCAACUGUGGUUUUGGUUGAAAGGAGAACUGAGAAAACUUAAGAGUCUGUUGGAUUCCUCUUCCUGUAGGUUUCCAUGAAACAUUAUAUCUAUGAAGUAUUUUUGUAGCCCUUUAAUGCCUGAAACCACAAAUUAUGGCCAGAAAAUUCAAAAUUUUUUGGAGCUGAAAUGUUUAUUUCACUUACUACUGAAAACCCCAAAAAAUUAAAAUGUCCUUAAAAUUUAACAAACAUAUUUAUUUAUCUCGUUUGAUACAUUAGAUGUUUUUGGAAACUGAUCAACUACAAGAGGACAUUUUUAUCAUUUACCGGACUGUAUUUAGGUGUUUUUUUGAUAAUUUGUUGAUCAUAUUGAUUUGAUAUAAGUAUAUAAAAAUAUGUAUCGAAUAUGAUACAAAAUAUGCAAAAAAGGGUUAAUGUAAUUUAAAUCUUUCUGUUUCUAGCAGCUGUUGUAACGAGCGCCACCAACUCAUUUAGAUAAAAGCUGCAAGUUACAAGGGUAGCAUAUUGAACCGAAACACCCACAUGUAGCCUAUUUUCUGCUACAGUCUUCCUAUUACUGGGACUUGAAGAUUUUACAUUCCCAAUAAAGGAAUUCUGCUGAUUUGUAGAAGAAGAAUCUGAAUCCAUCCCGUCAUAUAAUCUGAUUUAAUGUUUGUAUUUUGAAAAGUACAUCCUACUACAUUUACUACAUUCAUUUUGGCAAAGUCGAGUUAAUCAAGUGAAAGCAGCAGUUACUCCAAAACUGGAAGUUGAAUCUGUUACUCAUGCCUUUAAACUAGAAUAGAAAAAUAACCUUUAAAAAAGUGGAAAAGGCUCAAAGCCACAGACAGGAAGUCUAAAAGCGUAAGGUUAAAAGGCAAAAAAAGCGAUGUAUUCAUCCCCCCACACGAGUUUUCUUGGAAUAAGGAAACUGUCGAGCACCACCAGCUGAUCAGUCACUUCACAGCCUUCCAAGUGGAACAAUAAAACCCCUUAAAAGUUGACAGGAGACCAUUAUAUGAAAAAAAAAUCUUUGGUGCUAACCCAGUUCAUCAUUAACAAUAAGUGACUCUUCAGAAAGCUAAAUUUCACAUCCUUGGCCCCAGACGGGCUGAAGCUCAAACAGUCUCUGGAGUCUGUGUGUAAUCACACAGUGAGCCACCCAAACAGAAACAGAGGAAGACGGUGUUUUGGACAGAAGAGACUUUCUUCAGUGCCAGAGUUCGUCUUGUACUCUCUGUGACACAAUCUGCCUCCCUGUUUACAAGAUAACAGACUGCAGGAAUGAGCAGAAGGACGGGGGGUACUCUCCGUGGUUGUGAACAUGUGUGUGGUGUUUCAUGUGUUCAACUUGUCUGGCAGGACAUUUGAUCAUUUACACAGUGCUGUGUGCUGAAUGAGGGCUCGUCUGUCUGUGUUUUGAUUGUCGUCUUUCUCAUCUCACCCUCCUCUCUCUAUCUUUAAAACUCUUCCUACUUCCUCUCCUCCUCUCUUCUAUCUGCUUCUUGUAGUGGUGUUUUCUUUUAACAAGGCCACUUGCAGUCAACUAAGGAUGUUGCAUCAGCUGUCACGUCACUGCCUCGUCUCUCUCUCUCCACAGUAGACAUGGUGGACACCCAGCAGCUCCUAGCCUGGCCUGUUGGAUUCAGUCUAAACGCCGUGGAUCUGUCAGAGCUGGACGACAGCUCCCACUCCCUCGACAUGAAGCAUUUGUCUACGUUAGACUACUCCUCCAUCUCCUCCUCCUCUUCAAUCCCUUCCUCUAUGUCCCCCUCGCUCGUUUCCUGCAUCUCCUCCGCUGGCGUGGCCUAUGACCCCAGUCCACCGCAGAGUGAAGAACAGCUGACCAACAUGGACUACACCAACGUUCACAGUUACAGAGCAGAGCAGAGCAUGCACAGUAAGUACAGACCUGAAUCACUAAUUUCUUUUUGCUGUACUCAAAACUUAACAAAAAAAAAAAGUGACGUGCAGGAGGUAAUACUGAUCAGAAGCAACUUAUAAGUCUGCUAGAAAGCUUUGUUAUGAAAAGUGAGAGUAACAUUCUGCAAGAGAGAAGUAGGUGUACGUGUGAUUUCUUCGUGUCCCACCUGUCUGAUACUGAUUCCCGCCCUCAGACUCAAUCAAGCUGGAGCCGGAGUCGCCCCCUCAGUACUCCGACAGCCCUGUGUUCUCAAAGCUCCAGGAUGACACAUCGGCAUCAGCGCUUAACAUCGAGUGUCGCGUGUGUGGAGACAAAGCCUCGGGUUUUCACUACGGCGUCCAUGCCUGUGAGGGAUGUAAGGUAAGACUGAGAUAUACAAGUGUGUAAAAUAACUGAGAAGACUACAUCUGUGUUGGAGAGGUAGAGACCCAAAAGGAGGGGAGAGAAGUAGGGAUGUCCCAAUCCGAUAUUGAUAUCGGAUAUCGGUUCGAUAUGAGCAAAAAAAAAAGAUUAUUGGAUUAUGUCGGCCUGCAUCUAAAAUCUCCGAUAUCAGCACUCCGAUACAAGCAGUCCACUCCAGGCUCUGCUCCAGCAUCUCAAGCUAGCAGCGCCCGGAUCCAGCAUGCAGCGUGCUUGCCUCGUCCGAAUAUAACAAGGAAAAGGCAAGCGCUAAAAUAACUUUCGUUAAUGUAGCAAUCUAAUUCGAUUUCGAUUUUGCUUUUUUCCGACUCGGUAACUGAAACGCUGGUAACUCGGGUGUGACGUCAUUCCCAGCUCCGACAGCUGACUUCCGAGGUAACUCGAACGCAGCACAAAGUAGCAAGGAGUAGGAGUAAUGUCGGCCAUGUGGCAGUUAAAAAAAAUGUCGCAAAUGAGUGCAAAACUUGUCAUGCACAAGUUUGUGCCGAUAUCGGAUCAAUAUCAGUAUCGGCCAAUACCGAAGUGUACAAUUUCGGUAUCAUAUCGGAAGUAAAAAAAUUGUAUUGGGACAUCCCUAGAGAGAACAGAUGGAGCGACCUCAUAGUUCAUGCCAGGGUUACGAUCCAUCAAUAAUACUGUUAUUUUUUCACUCUGCGUAUGAUUUUCAUAUCACGAGGAUGUACACGUCGAACACUGCAGGUGUCGAAACUGAAAGUAAACACUCUCUGAUCUCAUCGAUAGCAGUUUGUAUUUGCCAAGCACCGGAAGAGCCAGAAAACAGUUUCAAAUCAGUCCAGGUUUCAUCAAGCAUCUGCCUGGGCAUCUGUGAUGGCACCGGCAUGUAUGUUUACAUUCUACAGAAAUAUUACACACAGAUACCCAAACAUGUGCAAUUUGAUCACCAAUGAGACAUUAAAAAGGCAGAAAAUUUUCACAGUAAAAGGUUACAGUAAAAGGUUACAAUCAGGAGUUAAACUUUCCAAAUCUGUGAAAGGGGUCGCGACUUUAGGACAAGGGGCUCACACUCUAACACCAAGGCCGACUGCCGCCUCAUAACAGGAUCAUUUCAGUGAAUUAAUCAGUCUUCGAGUCUUAAACUCAUCUGCAGGGAGACUGACAGACAUCUUUUCUGUCUGAUGAAAUCACAAAUAGAUCUGUGUUAUGACUAAAAUUUCACUACACAGCUGUGGAAAAUGUUUUGAUCGCUGCUCUGAAGAUCGAGCGCACCAUCUCAGUCAUGUCAGGAAAUGGAGACGGGUGUAUUAGUUUCUUCUUUGAAUUGUCGGGUUUUGUUUCUCUGCCAGUCUGGUUCUUUUUUCGGUCACUUGUUUCGCUCUUCGGUGAAACUUGUAAGUGGAAUGUAUGAUAAUGUGAAACAUAAGAAAAGUGUGUAUUUUUACAUGUGUUUGAUGUCUGUCACUUUAACCACAAGCCCCAUGACUUUCCAUUCUGCAAAGGUACAAGGAAGGUGUGAGCCUCAGCAGACACACUGCCAGCCCCUUCAUAGCCUCUGUUGGUUUUUAGUGUCGAGUUUUAAUAGAAGAGUGUGGAGGAAGUUUCACACAUGUUUUCAUUUUCUUUGAAAUAUCAAGACACUACAAGAAAAAGAGGGGGGCGAGAUUUCUUUUGUCACUGCGCAGAAUUUUAUCCAGCCCAGUUUUGAUGAAAAGUUUCAGUUUCUCCAUAGUAUUACAUUUCUUCUUGAUGAACUUAAUGGAGGUCAUCGCUGUCAUUUUAAAAGUAGCUGAAAAUAGUUAAUAUAUGUCAUUUGAGACCAUAAUCAGACACUUUUUUAAAAUAGUUUUGACUUUCAUUGAAGCAUUCAGGGGUUUAAAACCAACUCCUACAAGUUCACAAUCACGUCUACUUCUUUUCCUGUCAUUAAACACACAACAGUGGGUUUUAUGGUUUUAGUGGAUGACAUGUUUCUCUGUCACCACACUGUGGUUUAUGUUGAUUCCCCCCCACUUAAAACAGUCCGCUGAUACUGUGAAAACAAGCUAGCAAAACAAAUUCAAAGCUAAAACUGUGAACUAAUAUUGAAGUUUCCAGAUGAUGAAAUACAUUUUUUUAAGCCUUGUUCAUUUUGUUAAAUGAAAAUGUGUUGAGAUUUUAGCUUUUAUAUUUCAAAUGGUUUUUUAUUGAGUUUCCAAAGAAGUGUAGUGAGAGAAAACAAAACAUAACAAAAAAGUUGGAACUGACAGAGAGCUAAUUGACAAAACUGCAUGAAUGUCAUACAUGGUUCCCAUCUCUAGUGUUUCAGCUUUCAGUAGAUGUCAUCUUUUAGUGUGUAUGAAACAUCACUGGGUUGAGAGCCACAGAAAAAGCAGGGAAGAUUUACAGAAUUCAGAAAACUAAACUGACCACUGACAAGGAUUUCGCAUUAUAAAUCAAGUUUCUGUUACUGAAACAUUGUGAGAUAACAUAAUUGUCUGAUUUACCUCCUUGUUACCUCCGCCAAGGAGGUUAUGUUUUCGGUAGCGUUGGUUUGUUUGUUUGUUUGUCUGUUAGCAACUUUAAAGAGAAAGUAACAGACGGAUUGACCUGAAAUUUUCACCAGAGGUGCGUCUCAGCCCCUGGAGGAUCCCAUUACAUUUGGUGGUGAUCCGGACAAAAUUCUGGAUACUGUGAUCCAGAACACACAAAAAUAAGGGUGUCGUUGGGAUUUUCAAUGCUGAAAGAUAAGCAAUGGGCGGCAGAGUGGUGAAGAUAGGCAGCACAGUGGUGUAGUGGUUAGCACUGUCGCCUCACAAACAUAAGGUCCUGGGUUUGAAUCCCGGUCAGGGUAUUUCUUGUUUAAGGGGGGGCAUAAGCUUCUUGGCGGAGGUCUGCGCUCUCCGAGUGCUUUUCUAGUAUUAUAAUGAACUGCAUUAUACUGAAAGGUGUUGUAAUACUGAUUUACAUGUCAGAGCAACAACAAAAUUGAUUUGUAGUUUGAUUUUAUCAACCCUGUGCACCAGGGUUUCUGUUUUUCUGUCCCCUUAUUCUAAGUCCUACUGUACUCUCACAGGAUGAAUGAAGCUAAGGCACUGUAGUCAUUGUUCUACCAAAGUCUCAGGGGAGACUCUCCUGAAGAGAGAGGAGAGGGGUCAGCCAAACAGGCAAAACACUUAAUUGUUUCAAAACAGAAUACAUUCUUUAUUAAGGUGGAGUCCUGACCCCUUUUAACUUCCUCUUUCUUUAAAUAUCCCAUGAUUUAAAAAAGAAACAUCUAUGGAACUUAGGAAGGCAGAUGCCAAUCACAUUCGACUUCCCAUAAAUCCAGAUGUGGAUCUGAUAAUAAAAAAAACAGAAACUUCAAUACCCUGUUCCUGCGGAGCUUCCUUUGUUAUGCUUUUACUCUAUUCAAUUCAUGUCUUCAUGAGCUUUUAGAGUCAUUGUAGUCAAACAAACCUGUGACUGUGUGUGUGUUUAAGAUUAUGUGUUGGGAGUUUGACCAUGGCUGUGUAGUUAAAAGAUAAGCACAGGAGUCUUAUGGCUCCUUUGGUCCUAAGGUUGAAAACAUCAAAGCACGAAACAAACCUGAAGCACAAUCCACUUUUAGAUGUUCUCAUGGGUAGGAUGAUUUACUUCCUCACUGAUUAGAAAAGAAACAAGAAUCUAAUCUGCAUCGGCCUGACAAUAAAUGCUCUCUAAGCGUCUCUGACGGUGAGAAACUUGUAGAAGAUGAUGGAAAGCAAAGUGGAAAAUUGAAAAAUAAUUAUUUUUCAUUGCGGGAAAAGUUGAUCUGUUCUUUACAUAAACAAUCCCAAUAUCACACCUAUCCUUACUUGCCUGUUCAGAGUCACAUGAGUUCAUUUCAGAUAAUCUGUUACUUAAAUGAUUUUUUAUACUUUAAUCGUCUGCUUUUUCAGGGCAAGUAACCUUUCAACUUUAUUCACGAGUCAGACAUUCUUCUUGUCCAAGAGUGUCACAAAUCUUUCACCAUUUCUCAGAAAUAGGAUUGAAUCGUCGGCGUAGAGCAAGAGAAAAAAAAAAGUGUGAUAUCUAAAGUGUCAUUGUCUGAAGCAUCUCUGUCUUUCUUGUAGGGUUUCUUCCGACGCACUAUCAGGUUAAAGUUGGUGUACGAUCACUGCGACCUCCACUGCCGCAUACACAAGAAGUCUCGCAACAAAUGCCAAUACUGCCGCUUCCAGAAGUGCCUCAAUGUUGGCAUGUCACACAACGGUAAGACUGUGAUACUACAUUCAAAAAUAUGACUGAAAGCCAUACUUGAGUGAAAGCACAGAUAAUCAUUGGUGAAAGUUGGCUGCUCUAAAAUUGCUUGAGGAAAAAUUUAAGUAUCUGAUCAAUUUUUCCUCAAGUAUCAAAGGUAUGUUAUGCUAAACAAAAAGAAAUUGUUCAGAAUAUUGAUAUUAUCUUAAUUUUUGAAGGAAACCAUGAGUCUGUCAAGAGAGUCACAGAACCACAGAGCAGAUCUGAGUGUGAAUUAGUGAUUUAUUAUAGAGAUAAAUGCACACAGGACAACCAAUACCUGCGUAUCAUCCCAUCUAUUCUUCUGUACCACACUGUAAUCCACCAAUCCAUUGAUUUGAUAUUUCUAUAUAGAUAUAAGAAGCAUAGGCUCUCCUUAAGGCAAAUUUUGGACCCUUAGUUGACUUCAAAUUAUACAGUAUAUCUUAUUUAUUAAAAGCAAUUUGAGGUGUGUAACUUACAUUUGGUUCACACUUACUAUCAUUAAGCUAAUGAUUAAUUAUCAGAGUUGGAGACUAUGUUUAAUACCGUUAAGUUGCCAUAAAGUUAUCGUUGUAUCACAGAGUUACAGACAUUUAGAAAGAAUUAAGGUAGUGAAGUGUCUGCACUUUUUAUACCUCUCAUCAUCUGCUGAUCUCCCUUUUCUCUCUUGCGACCUGUCCGUCUGACUGAAUUGCAUAAAAGCGUGCUGGAAGGGUCAACGCUUUUGGGGAAGUUAUUUCAGGGUCUGACUUUUUACCCUUACUACUAUUUUUGAACCAUCAGAAGACCCUGAGUCGUGUUUUUUUUUUUCCAUAACACUAUCGUUGGUGUAUCUCCUUUUGUUGGAACUUCUGCUGGGGGCUCACAGUGAGUGGGUGAAUGGUUGAGCAAGUGAAAAAGAGAGAGGCAAUGUGACGCUGCACCGAGCAAAGCAGACCUAGAAAAGCAAAAGGUCCACAAUCUUCUUCUUCCUCGUGGAGUUGACACCCAUAUUGUUGCAUUACUAUACUAUUUACUCAUUUUAAGUCCCCUUUUUAUAACUACAAAUAAACAUCAACCUUAAAACCAAAUCAAAAAUAAUUCAUGUAAAAAACCAAGAGAUUAUAGGGAAGAAUCAAAAUAAAAAGACACAUUAUAUUUAGGAGAUGUAUUGAAGUUGAAGUAGAAGUUGUCAGAAACAUUAAAGCUCAGGUAAAGUACAGAUACUGUCAACAUAUACUUAAGUGCUGUAAUGAAGUGAUACUAGUUUUAUCACAAUACAGUAUAAUACAGUCAUAGUUUGUACAACAUGCUUGAUGAUUUAAUUUAGGACAAACCUGAGACUCAUUAUUUAAUAUACAGGCAGAGUAUCAACAGCUAAACAAUAAAAGAGGUCAAGUUUGUGCUCAUGUUGGUUCUUUCAUUUUCACGUCCUCUCUUCAGACAGGAACAAAACCCUCUUUCACACUUGCUAUAAAUACGCGCCCUAAAGUAAAAGACUGAUUCUUCUUCUUCAGAAGUCUGGUCCAGGAAACGCCUCCUUGUUCAAACCAGCUCUUCUGUCUUUGAUGCCCCCCUCAGAGACAUCUUCACCACACUGCUGCCAAUUUGGUCAGAGGUGUUGUGAUAAGAUGAGCACAAGUGUACACCACUGCCCUAUAUGUUUCCAGUUUCUUCCUCUGUGGUCUUCAGCCGUAUUCACACCCUUCUGUCAUGGUCCAGUUCCCAUCGUUGGUGCACUUGUGUACCUACCACAAAGUCAAGACUGUGGUGUGUAGACUAACUUUAAUUCCAGCUCCACCUCCUGAAAACAUUCACGCUUUUGUUUGGUGAAACUCUAAUAUUAUAUGGCGGCAAGUAACUGCCAACACCUCCCACACUUAGACGUCUGUUAGUAUUAAUUAUACUGUCAUCCAAAAGCAGUUCACUGCUUCUUCUUCAACAGCUUAACUUUCAACAACAAGCUGCUUCCGCUUUGAGACUAUUGUGAACAAAGCAAUUCGCAAUUACUGGUGACACAAAUAUGUCGUGGUGAUGAUUUUUUCCACGAUGAUGGAACAAGCCACUCCUCAUCUGCUGUGUUGCAACUACUGAAAUCAUCUAUUGAACAAUGAGAUUCCAUUUUGAAACACCAUAUUGAAUCAGCGAUAAAAUGAUUUUUAGUUUUUUGUUUGCCUUCGUUGGAGUGCAUCACGCCCUUUUUGAUAAAGCUGACUGCCUCUUAAGUUUCGGCAUUGACAAUGUCACCAGGUGGGCGUGGAAAGAUUGCAACAGACUCUUUUGAUUAAUUUUGGUGCAUCUGGAGGUGUUGGAAAUCUUGCAGCUAAACAUAAUAUUUCCUCUCAUUCGAACAGUGCUUCUCAUUCCCCCAGUUAAAGCCCCAGUGAGGAGUUUUUAGGUGUUAAUGAAAUAGGAUCAAAUUGAUUGAUCAUCUCUAUGUAGUCGCUUUAUUUGGCUAUCAGUGCUGUGUUAGCUGAAGUGAGCAUGCUCCAUAAACAGACUUUUUCAUUACAUUGUUUAAUCUCAUUAUGGGGCUUUUAUUACUUUGUUCAGAGGAAAAGACAUUAGAUAGAAUGGGGAACCAGGGAGGGAGGGCGGGAACAGAGGGUCACAAGAGGAAACAAACUAAAGGCACCUGCUUCAAGGGCUGUAGCUUCUUAAAGGGAUAUUCUGGCGUAAAAUUAGGUUAGAGUCAAAGACACCGUAGACACCCCCUCGAGAGAUGAAUGUUGCCGACCGCUUGCUUCUCUAGUUAUACCAACUUCAGCAACGACUGCACGAUAGCAAUACACAUUGUUCUACGUCUCCACGCACAAACCUCAACACAAACGCCACUCUAUAGCCACAAAUAAUGCUCAGAACAGCACCUAACUUCAUCAACAGGACAUAUAGGGUCCAAGCCAUAGUACUAGCCAUCAAACAUCUUUUUAGCUCUGCCUGAUUUCUUUAGCAAAGACACCUAACACAACUCACCUACUCUCUUCCAGCAGCCGCUUGUUUGUGGGGGAGCCCUGACGAGUUGAUCACCAAGUGCAGCGGAUCAUUUCCUUGAAGUAAUAAUCAUCGAAAUAAUCAUUUGUAGACAAGGUAGUUCUUCUGCCUGAUUGCAUUUCCAUAAAUUAGUGAUCAUAAAUGUUCUUCCUUGAGCUGCGAAACUCCGCUGCACUCGGUGAUUGACUCGUCAGGGCUCCCCCACAAACAAGCGGCUGCUGGAAGAGAGUGGGUGAGUUGUGUUUAGUCUCUUUGCUAAAGAAAUCAGGCAAAGCUAAAAAGAUGUUUGGUGGCUAGUGCUAUGGCUGGGACCCUAUAUGUACUGUUGAUGAAGUUAGGUGCUGUUCUGAGCAUUAUUUGUGGCUAUAGAGUGGCUUUUUGGUUGAGGUUUGGGCGUGGAGACGUAGACCGCUGUGUAUUGCUAUUGUGUGGUUGUUACUGAAAUUGGUAUAACUAGAGAAGCAAGCAACUGGUGACAUUCAUCUCUCGAGGGGGUGUCUAACUCAGUGUUAUGGUGGGUUUGACCCUAACUUAAUUUUACGACGGAAUAUCCUUUUAACAUAGGACCUUUUUUAACCCCUAAACUAGUGCCCCAGUUUUUGUCUUUUGAUGUAUAUAAUAUUUUGAAUGUUAUGUGACUUUUCUCAAUGGGAUGAAACAUUAUCGCAUAGUUAUACAGGAGAUGAACAGCAAAGAACAGAGAGUUACUUUCUCACCACAGAGGGCGCCAAAAUCAAAGCAAACGCUCAGGAGCUUCAAAAAAAGAAAAUAAUCGACUAGUGGGAGCUAAUAACAAACCAUGAACCAAAGCUGUAACUCAAAAGGAUUACUUCUGUGUUUUCUAACACUGAGUAAAACAAAUAAUUAAUUAUUAAACUUAUUUAUAAAGAUUAACGCUCACGUGGGUGAUAUUUACAAGACUACACCUGGUGGAAUGUGAUCGGUUCUCACUGUGAGAAGCUGUGAACACUCGCACACACCCCUCACAAAAAUGACCAGACAAUGAAGAGCCGAAGAUUCUCCUGUCUAAAAUCAAUCAUACUGUGAAGGAAGGGCAACUUGUUUAGAGACAGAUAAUUAGACACAUUAUUUGGACAACUGUGUGAGUGAUUGUAGCCUCCAGUGUGUUUUUCAUCAGCAUGCAUUGAAAAUCACGUCGCAUUGAAGGUGUUUGCGGAAAAUCUCCCACAUGCUAGCUGCUCUUAUUCCUCUCAGCUUGUCUGGUCCAUUCUUUGCCCUUAUUAAGGUGAAGGUUUGCAGCACAGGCUUUAUCUUAACAGUGUUUAAUUGGUAUAUAUAAUUGUUUGUUUCCACUCUACAGCCGCUUUGUUAUCUUUCAUGUCGCCUUGCUCGCUCGCUGCCACAUGUUGUUUCUCUGCUCUCACCAUGAGGAAGAGUCUUUGCUCUGUGUGGGUUUAUAUUUAUCAAUGAUUGACGUCUCAGAGUGCAUAGACCUCAACUGAUUUCUCCAACCUGCUGUGUCAUUGCAGCAGGCACUCUGCCAAAUAAUGGUAGGGCAACGCUGGUUUGUAUUCAUUUGCUUAAGGUGUGCAUUUAUCACCCAGUCAGCAUUACACAAUCGCAUACACGCUGCUGUAAAUGCAGCACAGGUUCUGAAUGAAAGGAUGAUUAAUGACUUCCACUGAGAGAAAGACAAAAGUUUAGCCGUUUCACAACAUGGGAUCACCUUACAGUGAGACUGCCAAGUGUACAAGCGUAUUUUACUCCUUAUCUCAUAAUAGAAGACAUUAUUUACCUGCAGUAAAAGGGCACAAAAACUGAGUAAAGAAAUGAACACAGUUACAUUUCUAUCAGCAAAUGUUGGAAUAAGAUCUGGCUUGUUUGCUGGGUAAUAUUUAAAGUUCAUUGAAGUAUAACCUGAAGGGAGACGUGGUGUUAACCAGGUUUGCACUGAGCUGUGAUAGCAUAUCUAAUAGAAAGGCAUGAACAUGUUUUUGAAGGGAAGGUAUUAUACUAAAUAAAGCACCUAUUAAAAACCACAAAGAGGUUAAUUAUCACUUAUUUUCCCCUGCGUUGAAUCAUCAUAAUAUCUGUGGUUCAUGUGUGAAAAGUCCAAAACCUAAAAAUAGUUGAUCUGCUAUCACUGAAAGAAUCUGGGACUCUCUCAAAUACUAGUCAGAGAAGUCAUUAACAGAAUUUCCCCUGACUGAUCAAUCAAGUUUUGCUGAUACUCUGGUGACCUUAAUCAUUUCUUUUGUGUAAAACUUUAAACUUGCAUUUGCCCUAAAAAAAUAGCACUCGUUCUCAAGGUUUUGUUUUGUUGGUUUGUUUCAAAGUUUGAAAAUGUCUAGAAAUUUCCAAAAACAUGCGGUACGUGUGUGUGCAUCAUGUAUAUGCCUGCAGAGUCCAGUAGAUAUGCCUGUUAUGUGUGCGUACCUGCAGGAUUAUUCUUGUCCACAUUAUGUUUUCACAUACAUAUACCCGUGUCCACAGUGUAUAUUCACUCUGUUAAUCUGUGUUUCUCUUUGUCCAUUUCCUUUCUCAGCUAUUCGUUUUGGCAGGAUGCCACAAGCAGAGAAGGAGAAACUUCUGGCUGAGUUCUCGUCUGACAUGGAGCACAUGCACCCGGAGGCUGCAGAUCUGAGGUCUCUGGCCCGGCAUCUGUACGAGGCGUAUCUAAAAUACUUCCCCAUCACCAAGGCCAAGGCCAGGGCCAUCCUCUCUGGGAAGACUGGAGAUAAUGCAGUAAGAACUACCUUCACUGUGCUUUACUUUUACACAUUUGCACUGUACAUAUAGUAUACCUGCAUACAAGAUACUUGAUAGACUAAGUGUAUGAGUAUCAGCUUUCUUAAAUGUAACUAUCUCAACUUUAAACCUCUACACGGGUUUCUUCCUUAUGCACGUGUCAAUUUCUCUCUGCACUUUGUUUUUAGUUUCUGCUCUGAGUUUCUUUUAGAUGAUGUCUUUUUAAGCUUCUUUUGCUGCUCUGACAGGAAAGUGGUUUGACUGGUUUCUACAGGUUUGGGCUUUUUGAGACAGUGUCAGAUUACAGCGGUCAAGCUGGGUAACACAGCUUCUCUAGUGUUACUCAGAGAGUUACAAUAAUGAUUUAAGACAUUCAGUAAUUUAUGCAAGUUGACUGCAUGAAUGUUUUUAUAGCCCACAUCAUGGAUGUUAGAUGUCAUCUUCGCUUUUGAAAUGGAGAUUUUGAGAUAUUGAAUCUGAGUUUUCAAAACCAGGAAAUCCACCUCAGCUUAGUUACAAGAGGCAGCUAAAAAAAGUGCAAAUAUCUAAACUUCACAGUGCACAUGGGGGCAAAUACUACAGUUUAGUAAAGGAUUGACAGGAUAUUAUAAUAAAAAGUUGAUGAUACAGUAGAUAUAAGUUGCAUUAUCCUACAUAAGACAAAUGAGCUUGAUCCUUUUCGGAAAUGUUCAAUAUUUUUGAAUAUAUACCCUAUUAACAAUAAAUCAAGAUAACCUUUUUGAAUACUUAAAGCUACUGUGAGGGGUUUUUAAAGGUUUAUGAAACAGGCUGAAAUGAGCCUUGAUGCAUUUUCAUGAUGUAAAGAAACAUUUUCAGUGAGACUGACAUUUUCUAUAUUGUAAUUUUUAACACCUUUGACUGCUGUGAGGGUGUAGGUACGCCAAAGAAACGUACUUUGUUAUGAUUCCCACUGCAAUAAUUCGAAAGCGAUUUACAAAUUUCAAAGUGAAAAGACAACAGGGAGGAGUAUUUAUCAAUUGGUGAGCCGAAAUCAGCAACAAUAAAAGAGUUACUGUUUUGUCCACAGGGGGCGCCAAAAUUGACACAGACAUAAAGUUCCUUACAGGAGCUUUAAAAAAAAACUUUUUGAAAUACUAAGUGAACGUCUUUGGUAAAUCACAUUUGAGCACAGAUGGUGUUACUGGAAAUGUUGAACUAUGUGUCUUUUCCUGAUUGUCACAUUUACUUAGAAUAAAAAGUAGUCCUGGUAGUGGUGUAAGUAGUAAUAGAAGAAGAGAGAUUUCACAUUCGUUUUCUUCUUUCCUUUUUGCAAUAGUCUCGGUCAGAUCUGAUACAUUCAAGGCCAAUCUGGGUCUUUCUGGUCAGGUUGUUAUGACUGUUCAUCACAGUGAUAGGAGCAGCCGCAGGAAGUUUUGGGUUACUGACAAAACCACAGCAAAUAUCCCGGGACAAACAGGGAGUCAGAGAAACAAAGAGCAAGUUACACUGUGGAAUAUUUACAUGUUUUUAAGUAAGAGGUUUUGAUUUCUAUCAAAGUACAUUUAGCUGUUGUUUGACGCUUCUGUUAAGUAAAUAAUUUAACAGAUUUUAACCUGUCGUUUAAAAUCUCUUCAGACUGCAGACUGAUCAGGCGGACAAACGGACUCUAAAGAGAACGUUUCAUAACCUCUGGAUAUUAUCUCUCGCUGUCGUUUCCUUUGUCAGGUCUCACUUCUCAUUUUAUCAGCGUGUAAAAAAGACGGGUUAAGUAUAUGAAUGGUCCCAUUCAUCACACAGGCCGCUGCAUGUCGUUGCCAGUAUUUUACCAGACAGAAAGCGUGUUUUUAACUCAGUUAAGCUUCAUUUACCUGCAAAUGUUGUUUUUGUCUGCCUCAGCCUGCAGCUAACAUUUAUUUACUUUGCCCAUCAGACAUAUGAGAUGUGCCGUGUUUGCUUUAGCAGGUCUGAUGAAUGAGCCAUGACCAAAGUGCAUACACAGUAUAUGGGAUUUGCGGCUCACAUGUCCUCAGAGGACCCAAAAGGAGCUGACACAGAUUUUUUUUUUACCCUUUUCUUUUCUGCGAUCAUUUUCUUUUGUUUUUUUCUUCCCUCCUCAAAUCUCUUUUAUGUCUUUUCUCUUCUCUCCUUCCAGCCUUUUGUCAUCCAUGAUAUGAAGUCUCUGAUGGAAGGGGAGCAGUUCAUUAAUUGUAGGCAGAUACCGAAUCAAGAGCAGCAGCAGCAGCAACAGCAGCCCACAUUUGCCCUCACAGCUGCAUAUGGAGGUUAGAAGCACAACACACUUUUCUCAUCGUUAUUUGGAGAUGAAAUCAAGUCUGUUUUCUUUCAUUUCUUUAAGAUCAGUUGCUUGUUGACUUAGGUAACUUAAUUUUUAUAUUAUCAGUCAACAAAACUGCUUUAAGGAAACACAUUUUGUUCCCAACUAAUGCUGAAUUUUGUCCUUUUAUCCAGUUUCGAAUCUCCCAGCAGCUCACCAAGGUUUAGAGCGUGAGAUUUCAGAGGCCGUGGAGCUGCGUUUCUUUCAAAGCUGUCAAUCACGCUCGGCUGAAGGAGUGAGAGAGGUGACGGAGUUUGCUAAGAGUAUCCCAGGAUUCAUCGAUCUGGAUCUCAAUGAUCAGGUUGGAGGAUUUAAAACUGCUGCUCCUUCAUUUUCUCUCAAAUCUGUGUGGAUGGUUGUGUCAUUGACUGUAAUCUCUUCCCAGGUUACCUUAUUAAAAUACGGCGUUAUAGAGGUUUUAAUCAUCAUGAUGGCGCCUCUGAUGAACAAAGACGGGACUCUGAUCUCAUACGGACAGAUCUUCAUGACGCGGGAGUUCCUCAAGAGUCUCAGGAAACCUUUCUGUCAGAUGAUGGAACCAAAGUUUGAAUUCUCAGUCAAGUUCAACACGCUGGAGCUGGACGACAGUGACAUGGCGCUGUUUCUGGCUGUUAUCAUCCUCAGUGGGGGUGGGUGAUUUUUUUUUUCCCUUCAGCUUUCUGUCGCCUAUAAGAGCUUUAAAAUUGGAAUUCUUUGAUAGCAGUCUAAUAAAUGUGUCUGUAAAUGUGGACGAGGAGCCAGGAGAGAGCCACCAUAGACCAGCAUAAUAACCAGACACAAGAGCCUGAAUCCAAAUAAAACUAUAACUUGUCAUUUUACUCUUGAUUCUCUGUACAAAUUGAAGCAAGAAAUCCUAGUUUGAAUUUCCUAGUACUAUAUUGGUGGGUAUCAGCGCCCCAAAGGCAAAGAUUUGCAUCUGCUUCUGAAAAACAUAACACAAGAAUUAUUCACCUCUUCCACAUCCUGUAUCAGGCUCUGAUUAUAAUGAAUUUGCAGUCUUUUGUUUUUCCGGAGGUUUUGCAAUUGAGGAACCAAUCUCAGCUCUUAUGGUAACAUUGUUGCAUAGAUAUUGCAUUGUGUAAUCAACAGUUACUUCAUCCCAGGAGGUUAAAAAAGGGUGUACUUUAACUUUAAACAAGCUAGAUAUUUGUUCAGUGAAUUUUUUAGUUGUGCUUUCACACCUGAAAUGUUCAGAGUUGUUUUGACUUAGGUAUCUGGACAUAUGAGAGCACUAUAAUCACAGUCUAGUGUGGAUCUCAGCUUGAUUUCAGUUUGUAGUAAAAGGACAAAUAGCUGCUUGACACAUGAAACUACUAAUUGUAGGCUAGCGGUAACAGAUUUGUUAACAUGGCUGCGAGGGAAUUUCAACGACAGCUGAUUUUUUUGGUUAAAAAUUGCAAUAGGCUGACGUUACUCACUUUCUCCAUACAGUCCAGCAUCAGCAGAAAAACUGGUGCAAGGUGUGGCAAAAUACACCGGUUCAAGAACUGGUUUAGUCUGAUCUGUUGAACGAGGGGAAUUCGCUCUUUUCAUCACUGGAACCUCCACAUUUGCCAAGCUGGGGUUUUAGCUUUACACGCUACAGUUCAGGUUUCCUUGCCUUUGUUUUGAAGCUGCUGGACACAGCAUCAACAACCCCUCACUGAAAAGUUAAUAAACUUUGUAAACUUCUUUAUUUUACCAGUAACUGGACUUAUUAUUAGGGUGGCCAUAUUCUGAAUCCCUAAAAAGAGGACACUACUACGCGGGAAGGAGUCACAGAGUUGCGCAUAGUUAAUUUUGAGAGUUUUUCGGGUCGGGUCGAGUGUUUUUUAUGCGCUUCUAACUCAGUUAGUCCACACUACACAAACUCAUAACUUGCAUACAAAACCCCGAACAUUUAAAGGAUUUUAUAAACCGCCUCAGACAAGGCCGGACAUCCCCCAAAAGAGAGGACAUGUCUGGGUAACAGAGGACGUAUGGUCGCUCUACUUAUUAUGCUUAAAUGUGCCUAAAUGUGGAUAAGACACUGACCUCCUCUCUGUCUCAAGUUAACAAACAUCUUAUUUUGUUAAGCAAACAUUCUUUAGGGUCUUGGAAUUAGCUUCCCACAAUGUGAAGUACAUGCCAUGUAUACAGACCAGCGUGCAUGACAUUUGCUCACUUACACAAUGGGUAAAAGGAUGUGACCUUUUCUGGCUUUGUCCGGGGGAGUUGAUAAAAUCCUUCAAAUGUCCAGAGUUUUGUUUGGAAGUUUUAAGUUUGUGUAGUGUGGACUAACUGAGUUAGAAGAGCAUAAAAAACACUCGACCCGACCCGAAAAACUCUCAAAAUUGAUGACUUGCGACUCUGUGAUUCCGCCCCGUGUAGUAGUGUCCUGUUUUGGGGGAUUCAGAAUAUGGUCACCCUACGAUUGGUGACCAUUUUUUCAAUUCUACUUUAAAUUUUUCUUACUGAACAUCCUGUGUCAUCUGCUUACAUGGAGUAUCAUUUAUUCAGAUCUAGCGUUUUCAUACCUGAGGUGCCUUUAGUGGUGUGACAUCAUAGAAGCAUGACACAGUAAAGGCAUUUUAGGUCAAGCAACUGUUUUGUUUUUAUCUAAAAAGUGUCCAAAAGGACCAGUUUUGCGCCGUCAUGUUGCUCCAAAAUGUUCUCACUCGAUGUCAGAUUACGAGAGAAGUGAAAGGAGCAUGUGCAAGACAUCUAUACAGACAGAAUGAGUGUUAACAUGGCUGUUCAAGCAAGAGUAAACCCCCUUUGUUGAUAUUUCACCACCUAAUAUUUCAUAAUUUCUCUAACAAUUAAACCUCUUUUAGGGCAGAGGAUUUAUAUACACUCUUCAUAGUAACCACAAGUGAUCAAGCCUCUCUAAUUUCUCCCACAGACUUCUCAGGUUGUCUUGUAACAAAAACGGAUUUUUUUCUCCCAGCAGACAUGUGGCAUCAGAUCAGUUAAGCUCACCAUGAACCUCAAGAGUCAUAAGGUGGCUGCUGUUGACAGAGUUAAGAGUUAUAAACCUUGUUGAGUUUUACAUGCCUUUAAGGCCUGCCUUGACCCAUUUAUCUUCUUCUGCGAGGUGAGGGAUAUUAUUAGAGAGAAAAGGGGAGUAGAAGUGAAGGUGGAUGAAUCAUUUUUUUUCACGUGGAAGUUAUAAACGGCAGCUACAUCACCUAACCCUGCAGUGAGGUUUUAUGGUCGCUGUGUUGUUGAGAAAAGCUUGACACAUUUGGACAAGGAUGACAAAGUAGGUCAGGUUUCGCAGACGACCACAAGAGGGACUGAAAACGACUCAACUCUUUAUGGGUGUAAGAAAAGUUCAGAAAGAGGAAGGCGCAGAGGUGUAUCCUCGAGGGGUUAAUGGUUUAAUUCAAAACCAAAAGAUACGUUUGUCUGUCCUUUACUGUAAAACCCAAACUCUGUGAUCUAAUGUAUCAGGUUUGCGUGUGGCUACUUGAUAAAAGUCUGGCCUUGAACUUGAUGAGAAUUACAAUCAGACAUUUAAGUCAAUUAUUAACUUAAAUGACUGAGAUUAUGGCGUAAAAAGACGAUAAGAUGGCUUUUGUAAAUAGCAAUAAUACACCUACGCUCAGUAAUAAGGGAGAGCUAAAUAAAGUGGGUUGAUUCAAGGGAUUAAGAGGUUUUUUUGUUCUUUAGUCUUCAGUCUUAUAAAUUUGGAUUAUCCUCCAUAUUUCUCCUUCUGUUUUCCUUUUUUUUUAACCAAGUUAUUUCACUCUCCGUGGGCAUCUUCAUCACAUUUUAUCCUCUCUAUCUCUAUCCCUUCCCAGACCGUCCAGGCCUGCUCAACGUUAAGCCCAUCGAGCAGCUCCAGGAGACGGUGCUCCACUCACUGGAGCUGCAGCUGAAAGUAAACCACCCGGACUCUCUGCAGCUGUUCGCCAAACUGCUCCAGAAAAUGACGGACCUGCGUCAGAUCGUCACCGACCACGUGCACCUCAUCCAGCUGCUGAAGAAGACAGAGGUGGACAUGUGUUUACACCCUCUGCUCCAGGAGAUCAUGAAAGACUUGUAUUAGAAUUUUCACUGAGAGGAAAAAAAAAUAAUCGAUGUUAUCUUUGAAAUCAGGGUGAAAUAAAUGAGAAAGCACAGACAAAGAAGGGUUACCGGACAUGCUUGCUAAAAAUGAGAAAAAGAAGAGAGAGGAAAAAGAAAUCAAGGAAAGGAGAAAGAAUCUGAGUGUCGAAUCUUGUCGAGACAGCAACAUGUGAAAACUUUGUGGUGUACAGUCAUUUAGCCACUGCUGAGCCUGGACAUUUUGUGAAUGAGUCGGCUGCCAAGUAAAACACGAGACAACUACCCUCUGCACCAAUCAGACCGAGUGUCUCUGACAUCCUGGAAGAGCAGGGGGGACUUUCUUUCUUAUUUGCUAACUUCGAAAAAUGAACACAACACGACACACACUUCAAGAGGCAGAAUGAAUCACUGUGAAUAUUUUACACCACGUGUCAUAUAAUGCUCAUGUGCAGCUUAUCUGCGCGCACACGUUCAGUUACAACUGUCAUAGGCGGCGCUGUGUUCGUGCCUCCGAACCUCUGUGAACACGCACAAAUGCAUUUUGGCAUCAGGGAGGAAGGUGCUAUCUCCUUUUGAAAUCAGCUCAAUCCAAAGACAGAAACGAGAUUAUUGCCUGUAACAUAUUUCAGACUCAGCCACCUGCAGAAACUGUGAGACGGUGUGAAGCACCAAAGAGGAACACGAGUGCUCAGAUGUCAGCUCUUUGUGAAAACAUGAAACAGUUAGUGUCUGAUUGUGCCUUCAAGAUUUGCUGUUUGACGUCUAAUGGGGAAUAAAUGCCGUUUUAAAUACAUACAUUACAAAUUUAUAAUGUAUAUGUCUUUAUAUAUUUUAUAAGGUUCAAACUGCCAAAACAUUUUGCUUUUUUUGCUUUAAUUGUUAUAGAAAUUUGUAACGAGAUGUUUGAGUUUUACUAUGAAAUUAUUUUGUACAUAUGCAAAGUGUCGACUGUGUCUGAUCAAUCAGAUUUUGUUUUUCAAGGGGCGUCUUCUUGAAAAAAAGGGAUUGAAUUUAUUACAAAGGGCCAGGGAGGGGAAGUGUAAUUUGUUGUAAAUAAAAUAUUUUCUAACUUUUUAUUUAAA
Messenger RNA from Xyrichtys novacula (pearly razorfish), 39680 nucleotides. NCBI's taxonomy places the organism in Eukaryota, Metazoa, Chordata, Actinopteri, Labriformes, Labridae. The record is from the annotation of a GenBank genome assembly.